This is a messenger RNA of Urocitellus parryii (Arctic ground squirrel), 998 nucleotides long. It is a transcript of the gene Lurap1, whose product is annotated as leucine rich adaptor protein 1. The record is from RefSeq and is a predicted model, not a curated record. NCBI's taxonomy places the organism in Eukaryota, Metazoa, Chordata, Mammalia, Rodentia, Sciuridae. Gene Ontology annotation, biological process: positive regulation of canonical NF-kappaB signal transduction; positive regulation of cytokine production.
CCGGCUCCGCGCGGCUUUUCUGAGUGUUACGGCGCCCUCCUCCCGCCCCUGCGCCGCGCGGGCGGGGACCCACCGGUUCCGCUCGGUAAUAGCCGGCGGAAAAAGAGGACCCCCGGGAGCGGACCCCGGCGUCUGGCUUCCCAGCCCGGUUCAGGCUUGGGCGCGCAUGGAGGGGACCGUGGAGUUCCAGACACCUGACCUGCGAGACGUGGAGGGCAAGGUGGGCAGGAAGACCCCUGAAGGGCUGCUCCGCGGGCUGCGAGGCGAGUGGGAGCCCGGAACCUCUGAUGCGCUGUUGCUCCCGGGGGCGACCAGCAGAAGCCCCGGCCUGGGGGACAAGAUCAUGGCGCUAAGGAUGGAGCUGGCUUACCUGCGAGCUAUUGAUGUGAAGAUCCUGCAGCAGCUGGUGACCUUGAACGAGGGCAUUGAGGCAGUGCGUUGGCUGUUGGAGGAACGGGGGACACUGACCAGUCAUUGCAGUAGCCUCACCAGCAGCCAAUACAGCCUGACAGGCGGGAGCCCAGGCCGCUCAAGGCGGGGCAGCUGGGACAGCCUUCCAGACACCAGCUCUACUGACCGGCUGGACAGUGUCUCUAUUGGCAGCUUCUUGGACACUGUGGCCCCCAGAGAGCUUGAUGAACAGGGUCCCCCAGGGGCUCCCUGUCCUGAGAUUGACUGGACAAAGGUUAUACCUGGCGAGGAGAGGGCCAGGACUGAGGUGGACCUCACAGCCACCAGGCUAGAGAGCUUAAUGUCUCUGAGGAAGCCUCCAGGGGAGGGGCUCCAAGGUGGACCAUUGGAGCCACCAGAGGACGAGAGUGCCAAACUGGACUUUGAGGCCCACUGGUACUGGGGACAAUGCCAAGAUGAUGUGACCUUCUUGUAACAACUUUCCCAACAUUUUGUACUCCUAUAGAUCUUUCAUCCCUUGGCCCUGGUCUCCCACAAAAUUUAUUCUCCCUCAGUCAAGGAGUAGGAAUAGGAUGCUCUGAAAUCAA